CUCCGUGUGCUGAAAAGAGAUGGAAAAAAAGAAGUCCAGAGUAAGCUAAAGUGAAGAAAACAAGAAAAAAAAAAAGCAGUCAGUGGAACCAAAGUGAACAGAAAAGCAACUCGGGGCAGGAUGAAUUAAAUGUGUGCGCAGUCGUGUCAUUACAAGUGGAGUAACUAAGAGUGCGUAGUGGAAUAUAUAAUUAGUGUAAAGAAGUACCAAGGAUGACCUAAGAAACGAUAUAAAGCGGAACAAUUCAGAAGAAGACCAGGGUUCCGUUGCAAAGGCACACCCCGUCACCACCUCCUUCCUGUCCGUCGCCGAUGGAGUAAAUGUCAACAUGACACUUGACGACUACGGUCAACAGUCGUUCUUCAGCAAAUGUGUCCUUCAGCGAGCGAGAACUCUCUCCAAGCUCAAGCCAGCGCCAUAUGAAGAGGUGGAAAAGUUACUUACUCUUUGUCCUGGAGAUAGCCAUGGGGGAGGAUUUCGUGUGGACCAGCGGGGCCAAGAUGCUGUGGUGGCGCUCGGGGUGUACCUCCUGGAAUCUGGCCUGCAACACCAGGCUGCUAUUGUACAGUAUCUCCUCAGAUUACUACGAGCUCUUCCCAAGGCAGUCUGGCUGGAUGAAAAGAGAAUUACUGUGAUGGACCGUAUGCCUGUAGCUGAAAGGUUCACUUUUUUAGUGACAACCCUGCUGACUGAUGUUGCUGCAAAGUGUGAAACAGUGCGAGAAGAGGUGCUCAACACACAGGUUGAGGUUCUUUCAGCCCUUACUAAUGUGAUCACCCGAGCUGCUAGGGAAGAUAGUCUUCUCUCUGCCAAUGGAAAAAUUGCAUUGUGCCGUGGUCCAGUUGCUGUCCUGCUGGGUCUGUCUCGGGCCCUUGGGCGGUCCACCUCAGGGGAUCCACUAUUCCUGAGUAUAUUUCCAAAGCCUGUCAUCCCCAUACCUGUCGCAGCAGAACCACCACAAAUGACCAAAAAGAAAAGCUUCAGCAACUACCGACCUAUUAUACCACGGUCUCUGUCCUCCACACUUCCCUCUUGCCCAGAUGCAGUAUCCCUUGUCAGUGUGGACAGUGAUAGAGAUGUUGGCCUGCGUAUGCUGGGGGGUCCAGGCAAGCGACCUUCACUCAUGUCCCAGCAAUCAGUUCCUCAUGACCCAAAGGUGUACUUCUUCCAAAAAUAUGGCUCCAGUUUUGGAGCAAACUUUCCCCAACUAACACAGUAUGAUCACACAUUGGUGUUCCCUGUGCAGCAUUUACAGACUGUACUUGCUAAUGCAAAAAAGCUUUUAGCCAAAGAAGUAUUGUCAGUCUUAGAUGGUGUGGCCACAGAAGUAUUUGCAUCUCGUCAGGUAAAAAUGUUCCCGUAUUGUACCUUACGGGAAACUUUGAAUUUGGUGAUGGUCACACUUCUAAGAGAACUCUUGGCUUAUCAGAAAGAUCUUCCUAUACCAUUCACUAGAGAUGUGCAAGACUUUGUGAAAGGUCUCUUCCUUUCUGGCCAGACGGAAUUAGCAGUACAGCAAAAUGAAACAGGAGUAAAGAGUGAUUCAAACAAGAAAGUUUCAUCUAUAAAUCCAUACAGAAUCAAUGUUCAAGCAAAUGCUGCCUGCAUAGAUCUCUUGGUAUGGGCUAGUGCUGAUGAAUCUGAGGCAGAAAGUCUGUGCAACAGGCUGACAGAGAAGGCAAAUGUCCACCAUGGUCAUCGGUUGGCUCUGGCUCACAUGCCUCUGUUGUUGGUUUGCUUGGAGAGCCUAGGUAGACUGGCAAGCAAGUUUCCUAUUAUUGCGGGGACAUGUAUCCACUACCUUCAAGACUUCCUUGUGAGUCCAUCACCCAUACUUCUAAAGCUUUAUCGCCAGCAAUCAGACCUUCUUACUCCUCACCAAGGCAGUCUAUCUGUCAAAGUUAGUGGAGACCCUAGCAGUCGUCCAGCUUCAGCAUCAGCAACAGCAUUUGAAAAACUGCGAGAUACUGCUAUUGAAAAUCUUUGUGUAGCAUUGAAGGCUGGACUUACAGUUGAUGCCAACACUGUGAUGGCCUUCAUAUCAUCCAUCUCUAGUAGAGAAAAGGCUGGUUGUGAUCGUCUUCCUGAAAGUGAUACUGUUGUAAUUUCCAACAAUGUGAUUGUUGCUCUGGGUCAUGUGGCUGUGGCCUUGAAGGAUUCACCCCGAACCACAGAAACUAUUCUGCACCAGUGUCUCCUGCAACGUUUCUGCCGACCCCCUUCCUCCCUUGACACCCUUAUUGUGGACCAAAUGGGCUGCAUGCUUCUUGCUAAGAAUGAGCCUAAAGUGUAUGAUGAGAUAAUGGAGCAGUUCAGUAAAAUCAUCAUAGAAGCUAGCAGUGGAACAUAUGGCACAGGUGCAGUCCAAGAUCAACGGAUGAAGCAGUAUAGACAUGUAGCUACUGCAGUACAUAAUGCUCUAGCAAACAUUGCUGCCAACAUUCAAGGUGAAGCUGAAAUGGACAAGCUCCUCAUGCGCCUUCUGGAAUUAUUUGUCAAGCUUGGAUUGGCUGCAAAACAAAAUUCAGAAAAGCAUCCUGCAGUUCUAAAGGCAUCAAGCAGUGCUGGAAAUCUAGGUGUGUUGAUCCCUGUCAUUGCCAUGUUGGUGCGACGCCUGCCUCCUAUCAAAGAACCAAAGCUGCGCAUCCUGAAGCUGUACAGAGACUUUUGGCUAUUCUCUAUUGUAAUGGGAUUUACUCAGCAGGAGUCAGGAUUGUGGCCCCCUGACUGGCACCUUGCUGUAUGUGACAUAGCAGUCACGUCACCUCUACUGUUGUCUCAAACAAAACAUCGCUCAGAAAUGAAAGAGCUGAAGUACACAUAUGCAGUGCGGGAUGACUCUGUAUCAGUCAGUGAAUUAAAUGAAUUAAGGCAACAGAUUCUAAGUCUCUUGGAACAUCCUGCUGAUCUUACUCAAGUUGUCAACAAGUUGACUUUUGCACAGUGCAUCUUUGUUUUGUCAGUAUAUCGUGUGGAAGCCUUAAGAGUGAGAGGAUCACCAGAGCUCAACUUUCAGCCUAUGUUUGAAUACUUGUUGGAUCCUGCCAUUCAAAAUGACAAGUAUGACAUGUGGAUGUGCAUUAAUAGAGUGAGUGAAAAAGUCUUCAGCAUCUUCCUAGAGCAAGUCAGUCAGCGUCCCAGGGAUGAGCACCGAGAGAAGCUCCUAGUUCUGCAUGCUCAGUUUCUCUUGACUCAUUUUAACCACACCCAGGUGCAGAUUCGACGUGUGGCUGAUAAGCUGCUGUCCAAGCUUGUUGAUAGGUUUCCUUUACUACUUUGGAAUGGGAGUGUCUUGCGAACCCUCUUGGACAUCCUUCAGGUGCUGGGCUACUCACUACAGCUAGACCCCAAUGAUGCCAAUCCAACCAUUCCUAUUCCAGACACUCCCUUCAGCAUCACCCUUAUGGACACUUUGGAGGCCAGAGAGCGCACUGUGAGUGACUUUGCAGCCAGAUGUCAAGGAUUCCUCCAGGAAGCCAUGAAGUGGGCUCCUGAGGCAACACGAUCCCAUCUACAGAACUACCAAACUCAUCUUGAUCAGACCAAUCUUUCAUCUCACUCUGGACUGGCUCUUGCAACGGAAUCCGUGCUUCAGUAUGCAGGCCUUAAAUCAAGUGCUCCUGGAAGUUUUACUUCUACUUUUGACAAACGUCACACAGGGAUGAGUGACCUUACAUCAUUGUUCAUGAAGAAUCUCAGUCUGCGCACUCAUUACCAGGGAGAGAUUUCAGGUCUAUUACUCAUGGCAUCUGAUGACACACAAAAAGAAAGGCUCAUUGCCAAGCUGCUUGGAGACAUUAAAGCUGCUUGUGAAAAGAAGAAUGAAGUGGAAUUUAGACAGGGACUUUGGAGAGCUACUGGGCUUCUGAUUGCUGAUGAAGGUCUCCCUCGAAUGUUGCUGCGUUGUGUUUGUGCCUCCUGUUUGAACCUCUUCACGGAAGACGCCAUGGAGAAUAGCACAGCAUGCUGGCAGUGGAUCCUCUCAGCACGGCAUGAUCUCACACUACCUUUCAUGCAGGAAAUGAUAGCUGCCUGGCAGGAGAGCGUUAACCGACGGCUAGGACUAUUUUCAAGGCCACCUGAAGAAGUUAAUCCUCUGGCAGCAUAUGAAGGCUGUAAUCUGGAGCCACAUGUACCACAAGUUGGGGCUCAUGACAUUUGGAUCAGGUUCAUCAGUGAGCGGAUAGAAAUUGCCAAAUAUGACAGUGAUGCACAGGUGGCCAUGUUCGCAUGUAUGUUUCAUCGAACGCUGCACAUGACAGUGGGAAAUCCAGAUGCCAAAAUUAGCAGACACAUCGGCGCAGUAGGCACUCGGUUCCGUCUCCUCUCCUGUGCCCUCACCCUCAUCCAAGGUGAUGCCCUUCCAAAAUCAUUAAGCAAGAAUGUAUUGCGUGAGCGUAUUUAUGGUGCCUGCUUGGACUACUUUUGUGCCCCUAGAGGAUGCCCCACGCAGCGCACAGCUCGCCUGCAAGAAGAUUUCAAUGUUCUUUUGAACUUUUGGAAUUCUCUCCAUGCCGAUAAGAAGUAUCUUAAAGCUAGUGAUAUUGGAGAUUUUUCAUCCUUACAAUAUGGUGGAGGAGCUUCAUUGUCACCUUCUGUUGCAUCAGAUCUCAGAUCUACUUCAGGUGAAUUUACCAUGACUAAUGGCUGGAUCAACACUGUUCCACUCUCUUCCAAUGCCUCCACCCUCUCCAAGAAGUCCACACGCAGCAAACGUCUCAUCAACCCAGAUAUUUAUGUCAAAGAUUACUUGAAGAAACGAGCCCUUAUACUAUCCUUGCUGGCCAUUGAGAUUAGAACCAUGAAGGUUUGGCUACAACCACCUCAGGCAGCAGGGCAAGGUGCAGAGGUGACUACUCCUCAGGAAGAAGCUCUUGUUAAAUGGCUGUCUGUCAGCUUUAACAGUCCUAAAUCCUGGACUGGAAAUACUAAUCUAGCAUGGAGCAUUUCACCAUCUUUGGCAGUAUUUUUGCCCUCAAGGAUCCACAAUGUUCAGGGGUUGGAGGGUGAAAUUAGCCAUCUGGUUCGGGACAAUCCUAUCGCUGUCAGCCACAUUCCAGAUGCUCUUCAGUAUUUAGCAACUUCAGAAAAUAUAUAUGCUGAUAUACCAGAGCUAAACUACAUGCUGACCUGGGCAGCAGUUCCGCCAGUGAAGGCAUUGGCCUAUUUUUCUCGACAAUACUCUCCUCAUCCCCUUACUGCCCAGUAUGCUGUGCGGGUCCUCACUAACUACCCUCCAGAUACACUUCUAUUUUAUAUUCCACAACUCACUCAAGCUCUUCGUUAUGACACGAUGGGUUAUGUUACUGAGUUGAUUAAGUUGGCUGGUAAGAAGUCACAACUGCUACUCCACCAGUUGAUAUGGAAUAUGGAAACCAACAAAUUCAGAGAUGAGGAAGGUCAUGAAAAAGAUGUGGACUUGUAUGAUGGAAUUGAGAAUCUUGAGAAAACGAUGCUUGCAAACCUCUCGGGCCCAGCCAAGCAGUUUUACGAAAGAGAGUUUGAUUUCUUUGGGAAAGUUACUAAUAUUUCUGCUAUCAUCAAGCCAUACCCUAAAGGGCCAGAAAGAAAGAAGGCAUGUUUGGAUGCUCUUCAAGACCUUGUUGUACCACCUGGUUGCUACCUGCCAUCCAACCCUGAUUCCAUCAUUUUGGACAUUGAUCGCAAAAGUGGCACCCCCAUGCAAAGUGCUGCAAAAGCUCCGUACCUGGCUCGUUUUAAAGUGCAGCGCUGUGGCAUCAUGGAACUGGAGAAACAAGGAAUGGCUGUGAGUUCAGGCCAAGAUGUAAGCACCAACAUAGGACCAGUGAUAUGGCAAGCAGCUAUAUUCAAGGUGGGAGAUGAUGUGCGCCAGGAUAUGCUUGCCCUGCAAGUCAUCUCUCUCUUCAAAAACAUCUUCCAGACUGUUGGAUUGGACCUCUUCUUGUUUCCAUACUGUGUGGUUGCUACCUCUCCAGGGUGUGGUGUCAUAGAAUGUGUUCCCAAUGCCAAGUCUCGGGACCAAAUUGGACGGGGCACAGACACAGGCAUGUGUCAAUACUUCCUUGACCUGUAUGGAGAUGAAAAUUCACCAAAGUUUCAGCAAGCUCGUUCCAACUUUGUGAAGUCAAUGGCCGCAUACUCUCUGGUGGGAUUCCUCUUGCAAAUCAAGGAUAGACAUAAUGGAAAUAUUAUGUUGGACACUGAUGGACACAUAAUUCACAUUGAUUUUGGAUUUAUGUUUGAAAGUUCACCUGGAGGCAACUUGGGCUUUGAGCCAGAUAUCAAGCUGACAGAAGAAAUGCUGAUGGUGAUGGGGGGGAAAGUUGAAGCUGCCCCUUUUAGGUGGUUUGUGGAACUUUGCAUCAAAGGCUAUUUGGCUGUCAGACCGUACCGAGAAGCCAUUGUGUCCCUUGUAUCCCUGAUGCUGGAUACUGGACUGCCCUGUUUCCGAGGUCAGACUAUCAGGCAGCUGCGCUCUCGUUUCACCCCGCAGUCCACUGAGAAGGAGGCUGCACAGUAUAUGUUAAACAUCAUUCAACAUUCGCAUCUCAACUGGCGCACCAAAGCAUAUGACCGUCUGCAGUACCAUACUAACCAGAUUCCCUAUUAAACCACCUAUUUGUCAUCUAUGGUUACAGUAUUAUUUGGCCUUAUAGUAACCUAAUAAUUUAUUAUGCUCCUCCAACUUAGCUAGUCAAAAUAUCCUUAAAAUAUGGGUUUUUUUUUUUCUUCUGAAUUCAGUUAUAUGCAUCAUAACCAUUCUAGUAUGGAGGAUUUAAUCAGUAGUGUUACAUGUUUUGAAAUGGUUUGGGCUUCAGUUUUAUGAAUUUUAAAUUGAUAGGUAGAGAAUUUUGCAAUUUGCUAUCACUGACUGCUUUGCAAGAUAUUGUUUAUCUUCAUGAAUACAGUGAUUCAUCAGUGUCAUCAUAUCACUGUUAAUAACCUGGCACUGUGGGACUGUGGUACACUAUGUGAAAGGGAAUCAGUAAUGAUAAUUUGAUAGCUUUGGAAUUAGGUUUGAAAAAAACUAAACAUCAUUGAGGUUAACUUGAAUGUCAUAAUUUUAGCCAGAUUUGAGCUUAAAGUUGGAAGUGUUACAUCAGUUAUAACCACUUUAUCAUGCCAAAACAUUACACAGCAGGAGAGUCAGAUGUGCCAAAUGUAUUAUUGAUAAUACAAAAUAUAUAAGUGUUAGUAAGCUUUGUUUCAAAGCACUAAGAGAAUUACAAGGAAAGGAUUGUACAUUCAGCUGUUGUCAACUAAUUUUGUGACUCCUAAAUGCCCAUGAAUCAUGUUUAAAGUGGUAACAGUUCACUGUAAUUCCCUUAUGACUACUUUAGAUAUAUUUAUUAUUAUAACAAAACCAGAUGUCAUUCAUUUAUCAUAUAGUUAUCAAUUACCAGUGUGUGUAUGUACCUAGUUAUGAUGAACAAGAAAUAAAUUACACUCAUGAAGUCCCAUCUCCAUGUCUUGAUGGGUCAAAAUUAGCUUUAAAUUAAUUUAAGGUUUGAACUGAAUGACCCCCUUGUCCAGGCAUUCCACAGUUCAAUGGAUCAAUAUGAAAAACUGUAUCUCUUUAUAUCCUACAAGCAAGUUCUCUUUGAUUUCUUUCCAUAUCUUCUUGUUGCUCCUCCAUCCCAUUCAAUAAGAUCCUUAUCAGUUUUGUCUACUUCCAUCAUUGCUUUAAACACUGCAAGGAUGGCAAGGAUGACUCACUGGGUCAUCAUGCUGGUCAUUGCUAUAUUUAACAGUAUAUUUCCCCUUGUGUCUUCUCUUCUUCAUGUGUCCCACUCUUCUUAGUGCACUCCUUUACAAUUAAAGUCACCCACCAAGAUUAUGUUGCCCCCCCCCCUUUUUUUUAAAGGUGUUUAGUCAUGUCGGACACCAUCUAGUAUUUGGUUGCAUUCCAUGCCCUCGACUUUUUUUUAUAUAUUUUAACUAUAGAUUUUUAGCAGUAUUUUCAUGUGUAUGUUUCUAUAUAAUGAUAUUUAUUUUCAUUUUGUAAAAUUAUCACUGGCUAGUCUUGCAAGAAAGUUUUCAAACAAACUAGUUUUGGUCACUAUUAAUCAUCCAGUACUUAUGAGCAUAUGGCAUUUUUAACUGAAUGAGUGUAGCAUCCAUAUCAAACUGUCUAUUUCUCUGUGUGUUUUCCCAUCAAAACUCAACUUUCCAGCCUCCAUCAUGACUGCCAGGGGACUAAUUCAUGAGAUAGGGAGAAGGGGUUGAUGGGUGAUGACCCACUUUGGGAAGCAGUCGUAGGCAUAUGUGGGUGAAUGUCGCACGCUCAUGAAUGGCAUAAUUCGGGGUGUCAAAGCUUAUGGGUCAAUAAUCCUCCGGAACAAAUAUUAGAAUCUUCAAAUAUAUUCCUUUUAUUAUCUAUGUUCAUGAGACUGUGCCACUAAAUUAUGACCUGAUCAGGAAUACUUCAUUUAGUAACAUGUGUCUGCUGAAUCAUGAGUUACCUAUGGAGUAUAUAAUUAUGUUUUAAAUAGCAACACAUUGUUAGAAAGAAUCAAGGUCUGUUGCCAGCAUAGUGUCUAAAUGUCAACUAAGGCAAAAUGGACAUUAGAAAGCAGAUGUUGAUUCUUUUCAUCAAGUUGUAUUCAUGAGUGUUAACUCCUCAAGGCUCAUGGCUGGAGCGGUUUGGUUAAUUCUCUUGAAAAGGGUUUAGAAUGAUACCAGUGCCUAUGUGAAGGGUUCCUCUGGGGAAUCUUGAGAAAUUUUGUUAAUAAUAAUAAUAGUUAUAUUUCGUGCAGUGGCAUAUAUAAAAAACAGGACAAGUAAACGAACGACAUCAACAGGCAAACAGCACUCCCCUGAGGCUGUGCUUCCAAUUGAUGAUAAUGAUAAAGUGCAUUUUACUGUCUAUUGUUCUCCAAGUACGUAUUACUGUUUCAUACAAAUACAAUACUUUAUAUAAAGAAUAUAACUAUAGUUAGCUUUGUUCAAUUACUCUUUGUGGUUGGUUUAUUUGUAUAAAAAUCUUAGAAACUAAGGUGAAAUUUUGAAAUUAGAAAACAAUAAUACUUAUUUAAUUCUAAUUGAAGAGAUUUGUAAAUCAAGUAAAUAAUAUGUCAAGAUAUCAUAUCAGUGAAUGAUAUAUCACAUAACUAUAGCAAUUUUCUUCAUAGUAAGGAACAUAUUUAUAUUGUCAAUCUAACUACAUAGAUGUUUUUAGUAUUGUGUGAACCUCUUAACAAAUUUAUUAUGCUUAAAUUUAAUAGAAACAGAGGGAUGUGGGGUCUUCAGGGGACUUGUAGGAUCAGUUUGUUUCUUCCCUGGAGCACCUAGGGUGAUUAUAUUAUUACAAUCUGUUAGAUAUAUUGUCCCAAUAGUAUCAUGAGUCAUAUGCCAUUGGGGGACUAGAACAACCAAUACAUGAUAUAUAUAUUUCUUUGUUUUUAUUUAAUUAAUAGUGGAUUGAAGCAGCUUAGCUCUGGAAUUAAUGUUAUUUAUAUAGUUACAUUCCUUUGUCACUGUGCUGCAUACACUUGACUGGUUACAGUAGUUUUAUAUAUAUAUAUAUAUAUAUAUAUAUAUAUAUAUAUAUAUAUAUAUAUAUAUAUAUAUAUAUAUAUAUAUCUAUAUAUAUAUAAUUGAUUAUGCAUAUUUAUAAAGUUGUAGAUGUUUCUUAACUUGUAUCAUUUACCAUAGUUUAAACAUUCCUAACCUAUCAUAGGUGUGGCUUUUACAGGCAUCAAAGUCAUUAUCUCCAUUAGAUAAGUAACUAUUUUGAGAGAAAGUUUAAUAUUCAUACAUUACUUUUUUUAUAUUCCUGACUUGCUAUGCCCAACCUGAUAUAGAUAGCAUUAAAAGUUCCUAGUCCACCCACCAAAUAAUAUGAAUAAUGUAAUAUUUUUUUUAUUAUAGAGAUUUAUCUAUAAAGUAAAGUGUAGAGGUUGAAGCCUGUGUGCUGCUACCAUUCUUCAAUAAAGUUGUCUAGCUCA
This is a messenger RNA of Eriocheir sinensis (Chinese mitten crab), 9929 nucleotides long. RefSeq names its product phosphatidylinositol 4-kinase alpha-like (gene Pi4KIIIalpha). The record is from RefSeq and is a predicted model, not a curated record. Lineage: Eukaryota; Metazoa; Arthropoda; Malacostraca; Decapoda; Varunidae. Gene Ontology annotation, cellular component: cytoplasm; plasma membrane. The coding region runs from base 329 to 6592 and encodes 2087 amino acids. The transcript has 37 exons. Gene Ontology annotation, biological process: phosphatidylinositol phosphate biosynthetic process; phosphatidylinositol-mediated signaling. Gene Ontology annotation, molecular function: 1-phosphatidylinositol 4-kinase activity.